Molecule: messenger RNA, 1161 nt
Organism: Diatraea saccharalis (sugarcane borer)
Lineage: Eukaryota; Metazoa; Arthropoda; Insecta; Lepidoptera; Crambidae
Source: the annotation of a GenBank genome assembly
AUGAAGUGUUGCGUUUUAUCUUGUAAAAACUACUCGGAUAGACGAUCUGAUGCUAUGGAUGGCAUUACAUUUCAUGUAUUUCCAUCGGAUGAUAAUCUUAAACAACAAUGGAUGACAAAAAUUAAUAGACGAGACUGGACUCCAACAAAGUAUACAAAAAUUUGUUCUUGCCAUUUUAAUGAAGAAGACUUUGUCAUGACAAAAAAAGGUCUUAGAAAAUUAAAGAAGGGAACUUUACCUUCUUUAAAACUGGAUAUAUCGGUUAAUAGAAGGUUAUUGGAGCCUACAAUACCAUCACUCGAGCCUACCACAAGUGAUUUGAAUGAAUUUUUGAUACUACACGAUACGCCCAAGAAAAAAAAGUUGAAGCAAGAAAUAGAGCAACUUCGAUGGAAAGCAAAAAAAGAUGGAUUAAAAAUCAGAAGACUUCAAAUGAAACUUAAACGUUUGAAAAAAAAGGGCUUAACAGAUCUUGGUUACGAACACAUACCACCAGGACCUGAUAGACAAACGCAUAUUGUAAGAGCGCAACGAGCAAGAAGAUUAGGUGCAAAGACGCCACCCCCAUUCCCGAAUGGUUGGUUCGUUAUUGCUGAAAGUCAGGACCUGAAGAUUGGGGAGGUAUUACCAGUAGAUGCUUUAGGUCAAAAUCUAUGUCUAUACCGUGGAGACGAUAAUAUACCUCGCUGUGUGGACGCCUACUGUCCUCAUCUUGGCGCCAACCUGGCGGUAGGGGGCGCCGUGAUUGGAAACUGUAUAGAGUGCCCGUUUCAUAAAUGGAAGUUUGGUGAAGACGGAGCUUGUGUCAGCGUACCAGGGGUCGAAAAAGGUCCCGGCCACGUCCGUUUACUUCUGUCUACCAGUUUCGGUCCGCUGCUCGUCUCUCAGUCGGUGACUCCGUUGGGUCCACUGGUCCAAAGAGUGGUACAUAGAGUGUACUCGCCGUGGUACAACGCCCCGUUCGCCGCUAUGAUGGUGAAAAUAGAAGCUUAUAUGUUCGAACGAGACGUCGCCAUAUGGAAUAGAAAAGUAUUCGUUUCAGCUCCAUCCUACGUACGGACAGACAAGACUAUACGUGCGUUUCGUUCGUGGUUCGCACAAUUCUACAGCGAGAACAGUAAAAGUUUCAGAGAUGCAAUACAGAACCCUCUGGACUGGUGA